Branchiostoma floridae (Florida lancelet) is the source of this 1383-nucleotide messenger RNA. RefSeq names its product serine/arginine-rich splicing factor 2-like. Gene Ontology annotation, molecular function: RNA binding. Bases 157 to 828 code for a protein of 223 amino acids. The transcript has 2 exons. The record is from RefSeq and is a predicted model, not a curated record. NCBI's taxonomy places the organism in Eukaryota, Metazoa, Chordata, Leptocardii, Amphioxiformes, Branchiostomatidae.
CUUAAUGAGCGUCAGUGACGUAUCAUUUGGAGGAGAAGGCGCGCCAUAGUGAAGAGAGCUCUGUACGAACAGUAGGUUGCAUCCGUUUUCAUCGUCUUUUCUUCGCACACUUCUGGGCAAUAUUCCGUCAAUAUAGGGUCCAGAACGGUUGCCGACAUGUCCUACGGGCCUCCGCCGCCGGAUAUCGAGCGGAUGUACUCCUUGAAGGUCGACAACCUGACCUACAGGACAACGCCGGAGGACCUUCGACGCGUCUUUGAGAAAUAUGGCGACGUUGGGGACUGCUACAUUCCCCGUGACCGCUUCACCAGAGAGAGCCGUGGCUUCGCCUUCGUCCGCUUCUACGAUAAGAGGGAUGCCGAAGACGCACUAGAUGCGCUGGACGGGACGAUCCUAGACGGCCGAGAAGUGCGGGUUCAGAUGGCCCGUUACGGCAGGCCCACUGACCCUUACCGCCGAGCACCACCCCCGAGAUCCCGCUACAGAGGAUCCGGAGGCCGCUACAGUCGUUCCCGUUCUCGCAGCAGGAGUCGGUCUCGCUCUCAUCGCAGGUACAGCCGGAGUCGCUCCCACAGCCGCUCCCGAAGCAGAGGUCGUCGCUACAGGCAACGCUCCUACUCCCGCAGCCCCAACCGAAGAGGAUCCCGCUCCAGGUCCCGCAGCCGUAGUCGCCACCGCGGCUCCCGCAGCCGGUCCCGCAGCAAGCCCAGCCGAUCCAAGUCCCGCUCCAGGUCCGGAACCCCCAAGUCACGCAGCCACACGCCAGUGGAACAACAGCAGGAGGAGAACCACGCCGCGUCACGUUCCCGCUCUAGGUCGAAGUCGUAGAGCCUGGACCCAGGGCGGGUGACUCCCUCCGUCGGAGCUCAACUGACCAACUACUGAGAGACAAACAUACAACAUGACGUUCCUGGUUUCCUGACCAGUAACUGAUGACCAGUUUAUGAAAAAGGUUAUUGAAUGUUUUUCACUGGCAUUCUAACUGUUCCAUUCCUGUUUCACCCAUGCUUUUCACCUGAGGAUUGCAAGCAAAGAUUGUAGUGUGUUUAACAGGUGUAGAAUUACAAAAAUGAGAAGUCUUUCCUUCAUGAAGUGAAAAGAUGACAAAUGUCAUGAUCCAAUGUGCGUGAAUAAGUGUCAAAGUCUUGGUUUAACCACUCUUGUCAACAGGACAUUUUAGAAGCAUUCUUAUUGUGAUGUUUUAGUGGGCUAAGGUAUGAUAAUCAUUGUAGUGUAAUUUUUUUCUGUAGUCUUCCCAGCAGCUGUAAAAAUGUUAACUCUUUAAAAGGAGAUCAGUGGUUUUGUGUUAACCAGUUUUUCAGCAUGUAAACCUGUACCCCUUCUUACCAUUUCUCAGUGAUUGAAUAAAACCAUGUUAACAUA